This is a messenger RNA of Pseudozyma hubeiensis SY62, 450 nucleotides long. RefSeq lists its product as hypothetical. Bases 1 to 450 code for a protein of 149 amino acids. The transcript has a single exon. Lineage: Eukaryota; Fungi; Basidiomycota; Ustilaginomycetes; Ustilaginales; Ustilaginaceae. The record is from RefSeq and is a predicted model, not a curated record.
AUGAGAAGAGAGCAGGAGAACAGGGACGAGCUUCGCUAUCUCUUGCGCCAGGAAAAAGUGCUUGCGGCGAACAGCAAGGUCAGCAGGCCCUAUCAAAUCGAUCCAAAGCAAGCAACCAACACACACGCCGGCCAGCCACGUAUCGGAUCAGACGCGGCUCAACUCUCUUUUUCCAAGCCUCGAGUCAGGAAAGCAAGCCCCGAAAAUUUCCUCCUUUUUUCCUUUGGCCUGUCGUCCUGCAAACUUAGCCGUCGGAGCCUGAUCUUCUCACUCCCUGUCUUCCGUCCUGUCCGCCGAAAAUCGGCCGCCUCCGACUUUGCACCAGAGUCCAUUGUUUCUCCAAUUGACACACUUAUCAAGCGAGUCGUCAUUGUUCCUUUUGCGAAGGUCCUUCCUCGGCUUGCAGACAGGAUGGCGGGACAAGAUAAGGAAGUUUCUGGCGUCUCAUGA